AUGGGCCUCCCCCUCCGAAAUUCCACCUCCUUUAUGAAUCCCCCCUCCGGGGGCCCGUCCCUUGGCGGACCCUCCACCACCUCCGAGUCCGAGUCCGAUGCGGACCCCUCGGAGCCGUUAAGUUACCAUCACACGGGGAGCCGCCGCGCCAACCGCCCUAGUCGAUUCCAUCACCUUGCCACCCUCCAUCACAGUUCCAAAGGGUGCUUGGAAUUGAGUCCGCGCUUCCAGUCCCUGCUCGACCACGACGACCACAACACCAACGCCAACAACACGCCCAUCACCACCCGUCAACCCCUCCACCUCCACCGCCACCACACCAACCAACGUCGCAGACUCCACCGCCACCGCAUCCGCCAAGCCCAGCAAUCCUCCCAAGAGCCGCGCGGUUCCUGGCUUUCCGACGCCGCCGAGGGCUACUCAAUAGCUCGGUCCAGCCUCCAGCUGCCAGGCGAGGGCGGCACCACCACCACCAGCAACAGCAGCCACAACACCGGCAGGGGAGGCGGCAGGUCGAUCAACCGGAGCAGGAGUAGCGGGGAUGGGAGUCAGGGCAGCAGCGCGGGUUCAGAGCGACGUCCGCCAUCACUGGAACGACAGGACGCGUUUCGCGACGAGAAGACAACCAAGAAGCGGCGGCGGGGACGGCAGCACCAACGGGGAUGGGAGGGCGAAGAAGAGGCGGGGCAGGACACCAACCUAGGGGACGAGCAGGCCGAGGUGGCGGAACUGUACCGCCUGGGCCUGCUGUACGACGACGAGCAUGAGCGUGGCGCGGGCUUCUCGCUGGACGGCAUCGUCCGGGAUGAGCCCGUCUACUCGCUGCGGGUGCGGCCUGCGAAGCGGAGUAGGCGGGCGGAGAGGAGAUGGAAUGGUGGUCACAGUGGGGUGCUUUCUCUGUCGGUGGUGGAUUUGGCGUUCUCGGCGUUUGGCGCGGACGAGGCGUUGGCGGGAUGGAUGCUUUCUGGUCCGGGUUCGGGUUCGGGUUCUGCUUUGUCGGGUGCGCCGGCGCGGGAGGUGCAUCGGUUCGGGACGGAGACUGCGCAUGAUACCCCUGGGUUGACGGUUGUUUACGAGCUGGCUGAUGACGCCGUUUCCGCCAUGUCGGUGGAUGAUGAUCUGCUUGAUUCGAUUUCUGUUUCGGAGAUUUCUUUUUGUGGGGGGGAGGAGGACGAGAUGGCCUGGGCCAUGCUCGAUGGGAAUGCAAUGCCGGCGACGAUGGACUUGGAGGCGGAUGAGGAAGUCGACCCCUGGGUUGUGCUGGGCCAGGACGGCUCGUAG
Messenger RNA from Chaetomium globosum CBS 148.51, 1281 nucleotides. RefSeq lists its product as uncharacterized. The transcript has a single exon. The coding region runs from base 1 to 1281 and encodes 426 amino acids. The record is from RefSeq and is a predicted model, not a curated record. NCBI's taxonomy places the organism in Eukaryota, Fungi, Ascomycota, Sordariomycetes, Sordariales, Chaetomiaceae.